AGAAAUUUUUAUUAUCAGUUGAGUCCUUCGUCAAAGAAUUUCGUUUUGCUUUGAACAAAUGUGAACGGGUUACACUCAGUUCAUAUUGCAGUAGUACAACUGUUGUUGUUUUUCUAAUAUUACAUAGAUUUCUUUCAAGAUGGUUGCGACACAUUUGUAGUCAUUGACGUAAUAUUACGCUUCUUUUGAUCCAUAUCUGGUUACUAAAAACGUAGUCAUAAAAAUCACCAAAUCCAUUUUCUAAGAAACAAAUCUCCUUCCACUUCAGUUCUUAGAAGACAUUAGGACAAAUGACCUAGAUUCUUAAAACUCUAUUACCUACCUAGAGGCAUAACAUCGUGAAACUUACAUUUAUACACUGUUAUUUAUUGUAUUCGUGAAUAUAAGAAUUUUAAAUAAUUUAAUGAACCAUAAGAAAGGGAAUGUUAUUAAUCCAAUCUCAUAUUUCUUUCCACCCCAAAAAAUAUAUAGAAAUAAUUCCUACAUUUUAGGUCCACAUAGAAAUACUAAAAUUUCAAAAUAUUAGGUGGAUAUAUAAUUUUGUGGAGCAUUAUAUAAGUUUCAUUACAAAUGUCACUCCACAUUGGAAGGUGUUAAAGGUCUCAUAGUUCCUAAUAACCGUAAAGACGUCAGCUGGAUUAUUCAGAAACGGUCAAUAUUGAACAGGAUACAAUGAACGUAAGUCAUUGAAAUGACAAAGAUAAAGCUGGUGUCUCUUUUUACUCGUGUCGAUCGCACUAGGCAUCCUGACAGACCUCGAAUUACUUCGAUUUCUAUACACUCUAUCACAUCCUGUACACGUCAAACACCUGCGAUUGUGCAACGAAAGCACGUUUACACCUAGAUUUACUUUGUCUGUCGUGUUAUCAUUCGAACGGACACAUUACCCUUUUGUAAACGACCAAGCCCGGAAACCUUAUAAAGUAACUUAACUCGAUUUUUAUUGCCAGUCGCCGGUUAAGAUUCUUCCCGAAACAUUCGUCAUGUAUUCGCAAGCAUUAUUUUUCUAUUCGGUGAUCUAUUAUAGUAUUGUUCGCGUUCAGUGUACCGCAAUCUUUCUUACCACCCCGCCUGUAAAUCCUAUCGAUAGAGAUUCCAGGGACAGGUGGAAAUUUUUGGGAGAAAAUGUGCCGGUGGAAGAAGGCUCACCACCGUUUGAUUGGAAGUUUCAAAGAGAAUUACCUUACGAGGGUGUUUCGAUAGGAGGUUGGGUCAAUAAUGAAUUCUUUCAGAAGUUCAGAGAAGAUAAGGGUGAAGGAACUGUGCUGUUUUCGGUGGACGAAUGCUCUAGGUACUGCAUCAAAAAUGGAUCCAGCGAGGAUGACGAGGAUUUUCAAUAUAUGAAUCUGUUUUGGACUGUUAAUAUUACAGAUAUAACGGACGAUCUUUUAUCAAAUGAUCUGUCAAGAUUAAUGCCAGAAACAAAUGUGCAAGGUUCGAACAACAGCCUCGGGAAAUGUCAGAUUUACCUUGACCUGGAUUGCAACACAAGUGAAACAGGGACUGCAACGAAUUAUAUAAAAAAUAUAUCUAAAAACUUUAACAAACCCGAUUUUCAACCCUCUGUAAAAUUAGUGGAAAGAUAUAAUUUAAAUAACCAUACUGAAAUAAAGUUUAUGGUGGAUACUGUGAUAAACAGAAUUAUCAUAAAUGUAGAUGGGAAUGUUUCAAAUGCUAUGAUUCGAGUACCAAUUGCUUCGAGGAACGGUCGUGAAACAAUGAUCACUUGGACACGUAAGGGCUACGCGGAUGGGGUCAGAAUCGACACACGAAACCCGCCACCUGGCGAGUGGUGGGUGAAACUCGUAGGGGAUGAUAACGCGAAAUACCACUUCCAGGUUGAGGGCGUCAUCGAAGAGAACCCUCCGGGCAAACUGUUUUCUCCGGCACCGAGAAUUAGUGGAAAUAACGAUGUAAUAACGAUUACACCACAUCGUUUAAAUAUUCAACGUGAUCCGAUUCUAAAUAUAGAAGAAAAAUCCGACGAUUUCCUGAAGACAAACGAUUCGGAAGUAAUUAAAGCUGAACAACGUAAUUUGGACGCAAGAAACAAUUCUAAAUUAGUGGAUGAUAGACAGAUAACUCGAGAAAGAUCUUUGAAACGACGAACAUUCCUCCAAGAACAAAAUGAACAAGCAACAAAGGAAGAAACAAAUAAUAAUGAAUCAUCGGUAAUUAUUUCCAAUACUGAUAAUGAAUUUAUUAAUUACGCCGAGUAUGUUACUUUUAUGGACGAUGAUGGAAACGCAACUAUUCCGAAGAAAUUCGAUAAUGGUGACAAAUUAUUUGAAAAAAUGUUUCCAACCGAGGAACAGGAAAAAAUUCGUGCAAGAUCUUCAAUCGAUGCGGUUGAAAAUCUCGACAUUGAUAACAGUGAACCACUAAAGGCAAACAAUAUUGAUAUAUCUGUGAGAAAAAUAGAAACCCUGGACAAUGAUGAAUUAUCUGAAGAGCUGGUAAAUUAUGCCAAUCGAAAUACUAUUGAAGAGAAAAAGAUGCUCAUAGAAGUAAACAGAAACAGCAAUUUACUUGUCACACCAGGAACAAUACACAGAAUAGUUUUUGAUGUAAUGAACAACUGUGUUUUACCAGUGAGAUAUGCAUUUCAAGUAAAGAGUACACCUUUUAAACUAUACAAUGUUCAACCCCUCUAUGCAUGGAUUUAUCCUGGACAAAUAAGUAAGGUAGCAGUGGAUUUAAUUGUACCUAAUAAUGCUGCACCAGAUACAGCUAACACAGUUACUUUCUUUAUUGUGGGCACAGAAAUAAAGGAGAAAUCAGUAUAUCUAUAUGUACAAGGUUCAGUCUCGAAGUUGACUGAUGAUGUUAAACCAAAGAUCGAAUAUUCAUUCAAUAACAAUUGUGCUGGAAAACUAGCAAAAGAUCAUUGCUAUAAAUCUCACUGGAGUAUAGAUGUUACAAUUGAAGACUAUGAUUCAGGUCUAAAGCGAGUAAUUUCAUCUCCAAGGAAUAUUUAUCCACGUACAGAAUUUAUUAGUGGUACAAGGAGUCCUGUAACAUUUUAUUAUUCUGCUACCUGUUGUGACACAAGUGCUAAAAUUACAGCUAUAGAUCUACUAGAUAAUUAUAACACCUAUACAGUAGAUGUUACAGCAUGGAAUAACUUAUCAGAAGCAGAGAUAGCAGCUAUUACAAUGGGAGCACUGUUAGCUUUAUUACUUAUUAUUUUGAUCAUUAUUAUAAUAAUAUACUGCUUUCGAAGAAAGAAGAGCCUUGAUCUACCUUAUACACAAAGAUAUGGAUCUAGACCUCCAGCAAGUGCUGAAAGAACUAACUUUUAAUUCCUCAUUUGUACUAACAAAAUUUAUAUUAUACAUGUAAUAUUCUUUAUAAUUUAGAUUAACAUUAUAAUUAAACUUUAUUUGUACCACAUAUAUUUGUAGAAAAUGUAAAUACUUAAAUUUUAACAUUACUUUUAUUAUUACAUACGACUGCAAUUAUACCCUCCAUUUGUAUUUUGUACAAAUAUAUUUUAGAAAAUAAAGAUAUAAUUGUUAUAUGUAUAGUGGCCUAAACAUUAACGUUUAUCUACCAAAGAUUACAUAAUAAAAUAAAUAUUACAAAAUCUAAAACCUAACGCUUAUUCAGUGAAUUAUUAUGAAAUCAUGAGACAAAUUAUAUGAAACUGGUUAAACCUACAUAUCUUUGAUUUGUACAUUGCUGUAUUUCGCAAUAUGGAAUGUAAUAUAGAUUCAAUUUUAAAAAAUGUCACAGAAGUGGAUCAAAUAUCCAUAUUUAUUUUAUGGAUAAGAGUAUGAAAUGCAAUAAAUAAAAUUAUAUGGUUUCAUAAUUUUAAGAUUAAUAAAAAGAUAAAUGAACACCAAAGGUGUAA
This is a messenger RNA of Osmia bicornis bicornis, 3853 nucleotides long. RefSeq lists its product as uncharacterized. The transcript is spliced from 13 exons. Lineage: Eukaryota; Metazoa; Arthropoda; Insecta; Hymenoptera; Megachilidae. The record is from RefSeq and is a predicted model, not a curated record. Bases 984 to 3302 code for a protein of 772 amino acids.